Messenger RNA from Fonsecaea nubica, 1566 nucleotides. RefSeq lists its product as hypothetical. Lineage: Eukaryota; Fungi; Ascomycota; Eurotiomycetes; Chaetothyriales; Herpotrichiellaceae. Gene Ontology annotation, cellular component: cytoplasm; nucleus. The record is from RefSeq and is a predicted model, not a curated record. The transcript is spliced from 2 exons. Gene Ontology annotation, biological process: protein phosphorylation; intracellular signal transduction; mitotic cell cycle. Bases 1 to 1566 code for a protein of 521 amino acids. Gene Ontology annotation, molecular function: histone H3T3 kinase activity; ATP binding.
AUGGCGGACCUGGGCGUCUUGAACGAGCUGAAGAAUCAGCAACGGCCUGCCCGUCGCAAUGACAAGACUUACGGCAAGAAGAAGGGCCAGUCGGCGGAGAGACGUGCGAUGCAUUUCGACCUCUUUGGCAGAGGUGGCAAUGAGAACGACAUCGUUGACCAGAUGGAGAAACUGACAGUUCACAACGAUGUUAGAGAGACACCUUUGCAGCCCUUACCCGAGCUCACUCCUCCUGUCGAGCAAGGAACGGAUAAUCAUCACCACCGGCCUCGAGGACGUCGAAAAAUCGCUUCAUCUAGGAAAAUGGCGAACCUCACAUGGUUAGAACUUCAACAACUCGAACCACUGCUCUCGCUCGUACAACAAAAGGCUGUCAAGGACUUCCAGGAAUUCGGUCGAAGCAUCGGGAAGAAGUACAUAUGCACAAAGCUUGGUGAAGGAUCGUAUGCCGACGUCUUCAAACUUCAGGGCAAAGACCUCGCAGAUAUUAAGGAUCUAGAGAAACGAGGCGGCCUCAUCAUCAAAAUCAUUCCGUUCAAACUGACAAAAGAGAGCAAUAACGACAUCACCGACCUCGAAUCAGUAGCCCGAGAGGUUAGACUGAUGCAGUCAGUCGAUGCUUUGCACGGAUUUGUUCGAUGCCGGGGCAUUCAUAUCGUUAGCGGCCAAUAUCCAGAUGUCCUUCUUGAAGCGUUCGACACAUUCAAAGCAACCAGACCUGUUUCAGCACAUCAUACCAGCCCUUUGAAGGACUUCUCUCCACAACAGCUUUACGCGAUCCUGGAAAUGAACGAUGUCGGAAAGCCUAUCUAUCACCUUAGACCCUUGUCAGCAUUUCAGGUGUAUGACAUCUUCUGGAAGACGGCAAUGAGCCUCGCUGUGGCAGAGAAACAAAUCGAGUUUGAACACCGCGAUAUGCACAAUGGCAACAUCUGCUUCAAACCUUUGACCAAGGAUGGCCCGCUGGACGCAUCACAGAAAGGCAUUGAAGAGAUGAGCGAGAGGCCACAAGUCGUCCUGGGAAUGUCGAACCUGCAAGUCACUAUCAUCGACUACACCCUGUCACGCGCCAGGAUCAAUGCUGGGGAUGACAGUGACAUCAUUGUCUUCGACCCAAUGUCGUACUGGGAAACAGAGGCCUAUAAUCCGGAGACCGAGGCUGAGAAGCGGCAGUGGAGGACGUAUCGCCGCGUCCGAGAGUGGGCGAGGGCCGCCGAGCUCGAGGCGCAGGGGGGCGCCGAACUUGAAGGACUCAAAUACGAGGCAAGGGACAAGUACGAGAGGUUCCUGCCCAAGUCCAACUUGUUCUGGCUCGGGUACCUCCUGGCCGACAUGCUGGCGAAGACCUCUGCUGGCAGGGGUGCCACCUUGCCAGGCAGUAGCAGGGCAGCAAAGACGCUGCAGUUGGAGCUGUGGGGGAAGUUGAUGGAGGUGUCGACCUACCUCAACAACGUCACACCGACGUUGUUGCCGGUGGGCACCGACGACCUCAUCGCAGAAGCGGUGGAGAAGGGAUGGUUGGCGCCAGCUGAGGUGGCGGCCUAUAAAGCCCAGAUGGAGGAAUAG